This is a messenger RNA of Symbiodinium pilosum, 6870 nucleotides long. Lineage: Eukaryota; Dinophyceae; Suessiales; Symbiodiniaceae. The record is from the annotation of a GenBank genome assembly.
AUGGAGCACUCUCACCGCGAGCUCCUGAUCAGCAACAUCCUGCCCACAAAUGAGGCAAAGAACGUAAAUGGUUCGAAUUUUGCAAGAUCGGAGAGUCACAUCAGCAACUCCAGUGCCAUCAUCAUUGAAGCGGAAGCCUGCAGACAAAGGUACAAGCGGCUGCACCCAAAGGACAUCACAGAGGACGAGAAGGAUUAUAAGACUCUCGUGCACACGAUCCAGCCAGAUAGGCUUUCUGCCAUCUUCAAAAGCAAGCUGGGCGAGGGUUCGUGCAAAACCGGGCUCUGUGGUUUGAAGGAGGAGCAAGCACGAGUCUAUUUCAACGUGUAUGGCAAAAACGAGAUCACCCCGCCAAAGCGGGAGAAUAUUUGGAUCAAACUGUUAAGGCAGACUUUUCUGGGGAUUUUCAACAUUCUCCUAUGGUCCUGUGUUGCUGCCGAGGUGGCUUUGAUUCUCAUCUUCUCGGGGGAGACAGCCGGUUCCGAAGCAUCUGCUCCGAAUGCGACCGCAGCUAACGAGGCCCUUGCCGCACACAGUGAAGAAGGGCCAGACUAUGUCACGCCCAUCAUCCUCUCGUCGGUUAUCGUCAUGGCAGCCCUCCUACAGUGGUACUCCGAGCUCAAGGCCGAGUCCCAGAUGGAAGCCAUGCAGAAACUGCAGGCCGCUGCCAAGGUGCCAGCCGUACGCAUUGACAAGGGGCGCCGUGUGGACUUGGAGGUAGACCCUCUGCACCUGGUGCCUGGCGAUAUCAUCUUCCUCCAGGCCGGCGAUCGCAUUCCAGCGGACGUCCGCAUCUUGCAUUGCACAGACGGCACCGAGGUGGACAACUCGGCACUGACUGGGGAGUCGAUGCCGGAACCCCGCCACACGAAGACAGAGCCUGUCACGUGUCCACCACCAGAAGCUCGCAACCUGGCCUUCUUUGGCACAACGGUGCUGAAGGGAAAUGCCACUUGUUUGGUGCAUGCCACGGGCGACGCGACGUUCCUGGGGAAGAUCGCGCAAGGAAUCAAGUCUUCGCGGGUGAAAUCGACUCUGGAGAUCCAGAUUGAGCAUUUCGUCCACAUCAUUGCUGUGGUUGCCAUCUGCGUUGGCUUGCUGAGCUUGCUGGCCAACUUGCUUUCGCCUGUCAAACGUGGACCGGCCGAAAUUCUUCAGAACAGCGCUGCAGCUCUUUUUGCGCAGGUCCCUGAGGGUCUUCUGCCAACGGUGACAAUUUCGCUGAUGAUUGCCUCGGAUCAGAUGGCGACACGAAACGUGAUUGUCCGCAAGAUCGACGCCGUUGAGACCCUUGGGUGUGUCUCUGUCUUCUGCUCUGACAAGACAGGGACACUCACCACGGGCGAGAUGGCUGUUCAGGACUUGGUGGUACCCGUCGCUGGAGCAAGUCUGGGCUUGGAGGUCCACAACCGCGAUAAGGACAGUGGCAAGUUCAAAGCAAUGAAGAGCUUGGAGACAACAUCGCUCUGUGGCAUCCUCAACAACGGCGCCGAGCACAAGGUUGAGAAAGGGGAAGAGCGCUGGACUGGCUCCCCAACAGAGGUUGCCAUUCUUCGCGCGUGUGCAGAGGUGGCUGGCGGUCCUGGGCCAACUGCAACGCUGAAGUCGAAGCCAGAGAACUACAAAACAUUUGAGAUCCCCUUCAACUCGGAAAACAAGUGGAUGCUCACCAUCCAUGGCACCGCUGGUCAGGGAAACUACUUUGCGAUCCUGAAGGGAGCUCCUGAGCGUGUCCUCAAGUACACAACUCUGGCUGCUGAUGCGACGUCCAUGGGCAAGAUCGAGCAGCAGCUCCAGGACCUCAUGGGCCAGGGACGUCGCGUGCUGUGCAUCGCCAAGCGCGACAUAGCCAGCAACGAAAUUCCAGCGGGAGGAAAGUUUGAGGGCACCAAUGCCUCGGAUUGCAACUUCCCCAUGAAAGACUUCGAGUUCGUGGGCUUGUAUGGCAUUGAGGACCCGCCCAAAAAGGGAGUGGAUGAGGCUGUCCUGAUGGCUCAGCGGGCCGGUGUGAAGGUGGUGAUGGUGACCGGAGACCACCCUGACACUGCUCGGGCCAUUGCAGGCCGAAUCAACAUCCUGGGCUCUAGCGCUGACGAGGCCAACGAGGCCGAGCAGCUCCAAGGUGCAUCCGAAUUUUCCGUCAUCACGGGGGUCAUGCUGGACAACCGGAUCCCACGCGGCGACAAUUUCACGGAUGAGGAACCUGAAGAGAAUGUGAAGUGGUGGAGGAAGGCAGUGCAGCACACCCGCGUGUUUGCCCGCGUCUCCCCGAUCCACAAGCAGGUCAUCGUGCAGGCUUACCAGAAGUAUGGUUACCAGGGCAUCGGGGACAUCGUGGCAAUGACUGGCGAUGGUGUUAACGAUGCUCCGGCCCUCAAGCAAGCGGAGGUCGGCGUGGCAAUGGGUCAACGCGGUACCGAGGUCGCAAAGGAUGCUUCUGACAUUGUUCUUCAUGAUGAUAACUUCUCGUCCGUGGUGAAAGGCAUGGAGCAAGGACGACUGUCAAGCGAGAACCUCCAGAAGUCCAUUAUGUACACCCUGUGCUCCAAGGUGCCACAGGUUGCUCCAACUUUCGGCGAGUUGUUCGGCGUUCCACAGGCUCUCACAGUGGCGCAAGUGCUGCUCAUCGACAUUGGUACAGACAUCUGGACUGCUAUUGCCUAUGCCCUCCAGCCUGCGGAGUCAAAGUUGAUGGAGAGGGCGCCUCGACACCCCCGAUACGAAAAGAUGGUGAACUGCAAGGUUUUGGUUUACAGCUAUGGAUACAUUGGACAAUUGCAGAUGCUCUUCUGUUGGCUGAUGUUUUUCUGGGCAACUCCCGGCAUGUGGGACCUCUACAUGUCUGGAAAAAGCCCUAAUGAUUAUGCACUCGAGGAUUUCGAGACAGACACAAUGGGCAUGACAGUCUACUACUGGACACUUGUAGUUGGGCAAAUUGCCGCCGCUGUAUCUACAACGACCAAGCUGCAGAGUGUGUUUGGCUUGGGCACCACGCCAUACUGCUUUCCAAACAGCACCCUGAACUUGAUGUUCCUUGGAGAGAUUGUGAUGGGCCUGGCUGCCAUCUACUGCCCUCCCAUCCAGUCCGCUUUCAAAACAGGUUGGAUCCCAAUGAGAGCUGUUACGCUUCCCUGGGUUGCCUUCGCUGGCAUUAUUUUGGCAGAUGAGAUACGAAAGAUGGUUGCACGCAGUUGCGAGGAAUCCUCCUCCAAGCCGAUUCCUCAGCGUCGUGCGGUGGCUGUUGCGCUUCCAUCAAUGCGUACUACCGAGGAAAUGACAAAGAUAGUUCAGAUAGUCAGCAGCUGGUUGGAGCCCCAGUACACGGACAAACGGGUAUGGCCGGGAGCAAAGCGCGUGCGGGGAUUCUCCCGUAUUGAUGGCUACGUGCAUUACUACGGCAAGCUGAAGAACCAUGAGGGCAUGCUGCGAGACUCUGCGCGCAAUGAGGCCUAUGAUGCGGCACUGGCUAGAGCAGCCUUAAAACUGAAAGGGGCGACUGUGAUGGACAUCGGAACGGGAUCUGGAAUUCUCGCUCUUCUGGCCGCCAAGCAUGGUGCCAAGAAAGUCUAUGCUAUUGAGGGCUCGCCUGACAUCGCGCGUGUCGCCUCUCGGCUUGCUCGUGCCAACGGCUAUGCCGGCGUCAUAGAGGUAAUCCCAAAGCAUCUGGAGUCUGUAGCACGUGAGGAAGUCGGGCAGGUGGAUGUCAUUGUGUCCGAGCUGUUUUCUCACUUCCUUGUGGGGGAGCUUGGUCUCCAGGCAGUGACCUACGCUGCGUCUCGAUUCCUGAAGCCAGAUGGCCUUGUUUUGCCGGCUGCAGCUUGGCUGAGGUUGUCACCCUUCGAAGACCCAACACUGGGCGCGGAGUUGCGCUCAAGACACAACUUCUGGCAGAAUGUUGAUUUCAUGGGCUUCGACCUGACUCCAGCAUUGCCUUUGGCUGUGGAGCAGCAGAUGAAGGAGCUCGUUCUUGAUAUUGUGGAUUCCGACCAACUUCUGGUUCCUCCGGCCAAGUCUCCAGGACACUUCCUGGACCUUGGAGGGACAAAGGAUGUUAAGGAUUGGCGGAAGAUUGACUUUGAGCUGAAGUUCCCAACUAGAUCCAAAGAUGCCUUGAUUGAUGGUUUGUGUGGCUGGUGGGAUGCAGUCUUCUCUGGUGACUGUAUGGGUGAAGACCCCCCUGUACUCUCCACUUCGCCAGAAGCACCAUUGACGGUAUGGGCUCAUUGCCGUUUCAUGCUGAGCAGGCCGUUGCCCGUUUCUGCUACAGACAAACUAAGGGUCCACUGUCAAAUGCGGUCGCACAAGUUGCGAGAAUCUUACACGGUAUCCAUGGAGCUUUCCAACGACACCACCCGAGAGAAAGCAACGGUGGGGCCAGUGGAGCUGAGUGACGUUUAUGCCCGGCACUUUGCCAAGUCCAAUCCCUUCCCAGCUGCGGCCAUGAAGGGGCGGCCGGCCUGCGUGUGGAUGAAAAGUGCCCUGAAUGGAAAGCGCGAGGGUAAGAUCAGGUCGGAUGUCUGGGGAGAGGAGGAGCGCAGCCAGACCUGCGAGGCCAUCGGUGGCAGUGUUUACGAGGAGCAGCCCUCCUCUGCCUCCUUUCUUUCAGACAAGAAGACGCUUGUGGAGACUGAGGUGCAGCGAGGCAACUGCACCUUCGUGGACAAGGCAGCUUUAGACGUUAACUUCGGUAACCCCGUGCGGAUGCCUGAUGCCACGUCAAUCUUCAACUACCGUCCCCAUUGGGGAGCCGUUCCUCACCCCGGUGCCCCAGUUCUCUUGGCCAUCAAAAAGCCAGAGCAGCAGGGCGCUGCCCUGAAUGCGCAAGCAGCAGGCGCUGCUGGCGUCCUGGUAGCCUUUGACACAGAUCGGGUCGCCGCAAUGGGUGGUUCGAACAGUUCAGUGGAAAACAGCAAGGUGCACAUUUUUGCCGUAGCGGUCGGCAAGAGCCUUGGCGCCAAGAUUUCCAAUGAGCUGAGGUCGAUGGAGUCGCAACCAGUGGUUGCUUCAGUGACUGCAUACGAGCCUCCUGUUAUGAAUGUGUCUGAGUUCAUUUUGAUACUCAUUGCGACUGGUCUCGUGGCGGCUGGGACCUUCUUCUCGACGGCGGACAUGAGGCAGACAGGAUUCAGUUCCGCCAUCGCUCCGCAGGCAGAGGAAGUGCAAGAAGUUGAUACCGUUAUGGCCGGCAGCUUCUGCCUGGUCGGAAGCGCCAUGCUUGUCUUCCUGUUCUUUUUCAUGAAGUACAUGAUCUAUGUGAUCAUGUUUAGCUUCUGUGUCGGUGGUGCGAUGUGCCUGGCGCAGUUUAUUGCAAUGUCCUUGCACCACUAUGUUCCAAGGACGAAGCAGCGGGUGGUGGAUGUGCCCCAGAUAGGUCCAGUCACCGAGGCUGAAUGCUUUGCGGCCGUGCCUGCGGUGGCGUUGGCCGUGUGCUGGUUCAUUUUCAGAAAUUCUGAAUAUGGCUGGCCUUUCCAGGACAUCAUUGGGGCAGGCUUCCUUUGCUGGAUGCAGCGGACAUUGAGGCUACCUAACCUGAAAACUGCGACUGUGCUGCUGACGGCGAUGUUCUUCUUUGACAUCUACUGGGUGUUCAUCUCCGUGCACCAGUUCAAGGAAAGCGUCAUGGUGAGCGUGGCCACUGGUGCAGGGUCAAAAGCAAACGAGCCACUGUGUACCUUCAAGUAUCUGGAAGAGGGCCACUAUUGCAGCUUUAUCGAUCAUGAAGAUGGGCAGAGGAGAGCUGCGAGAUGCCCAGAUGUGGAUGCAGCCAUAGGUGAAAGCAAAUACGUUUUGUCGCUUCAGCCGAUGCGAGGCAACUUCUCUGGGAUGUGCCUUGACUUCCUGCUGAUUCGUGCUUGCCAGCGCGGCAAGCUGUUCGGUGAGGGUGAUGAAACUGUAUCAAUGUCCGUUGUGAUUCCUAUGGUAGAUGGCAAGGGUAGCCGGCUGAGCAGCUCGCCCGGUGGCUGCGAUGUGCUUCAAGACGCGGAUCAGUUUGGGUCCAUAGUUGGGAAGGCAUAUGCAGUCUCCAAGUUGGACAAGCCUGGAUUCUCGACUUGGCAAAGCUUGUUUGAAGGAGCUGGUCGAUACGUCGUGAAGCCCCUGGCUCCUGACGAUGAGGAUGGGGAAAGCUGGAUUUCAUUGCAUCCACAAGGAAGGGUGAGCCCGUCCUGCCUCGCCAGCAUUUCCGCAGCUCUGGCAGAGACUGAGGCCUUGCUGGCAAAGCAGUCCUUCACACCAUCAACCCGUAUGAUGCCCAGUGCUCCUGACGCAGAGCUGGAAGUGAAGCUCACCAGUGGAGAUGAGCCUGUCCAGGAUCGCGUCAAGUCCUUGGAGCAGGAUCCUGAGCUGAAGGAGAUGUUCGAGGAUAUCAAGAAGAAUGGCAUGGAAGCUGCCAUGAAGUACUACCAGGACGAAAACUUGAUGCUGAAGAUAUCUCAGAAGAUGGGAGGGCUUCCAGAAGACCUCCAACCUGUCUUAAGGAAGAUUGAGGAGACUCCUCUUACGCUGCACGAGGCAGCAAAGAACGGUGACGUCAAAGCCGUGCAGGACUUUCUGCAAAAGAAGAAGCCCUUGGACUCCCAGGACCACAAGGGCAUCACGGCGCUGGGAUAUGCCAUUGGCUCCAACCGAAUUGCUGUGGUGAAGCUGCUCCUGGACAGCAGGGCAAACCCAUUUGCAGUGGACAGCAAUGGCAACAGCGGGCUCCACUACUCAGCCGGCUACGGCCGAAAGGAGCUUCUUGAGUAUCUGCUGAAGGUGGGCAUCAAUGUCAACCAGCGGAACGCGCAGGGACAGACGCCGUUAGCGGUUGCGCAGCUUAACAAGCAAGAGGCGACCGUUGAACUUCUGCUAGCCCACGGUGCCCAAGCAUGA